AGUGGACCUGAAGGCUGUAGGCUUCAUGCAAUGCAGGAAGCAGAAGAACUACAUGAUGUUUGUGUCUUGGUCAGAUCAGAACAACAUUCUCAUCUAUCGGACAUUCGAAGACUUUAAGAGAUUCCAUAGAGACCUGAAAAGAAAAUUCCCCAUUGAGAGUGGCUCACUCAGGAGGUCCGACCGGACAAUACCCAGGUUUAAAGAUGUGAAUAUGAAGCAGAGGAAGAGUGGGAAUCUGAACAGGUGCCUGGAGAUCCUGAAACUGCUGGAAACUUACUCCCAGGAGCUGCUGAAAAUGGAUGCUAAAAUCUCCCAGGGCGAAGACGUGAUUCAGUUUUUCAAGGCCCAGACCCAAGACCUAGAUCCCUCCUUUCCUGAAAACAGUGUUGUGAUCAUGCCAUCGGAAAUUGGAGGGGAAAAGAAAAACCAGCCACGGCAGCAGCUCUCCUCUAUUACACACCCCCAGGCCUCCCAGAGCUACAGAUGCAUAGAAACCUUUGAAACCAAAGACACCAAGAACAAGACGUUCAAAAUCGCUAAGAAGGAAAUUGUUGAAGUCUUAAUCAAGGACAUGACUGGAUGGUGGCUAGUGGAAAACGCAGACAAGCAGAUAGCCUGGUUCCCAGCCUCGUACCUGGAAGAGAUUGAUGUCCACAAGGACAUCCAGAACCCCUUGACCUCAAACGAGGAGGGCAGCCUGUACUUCGUCGCACGGGCCUACGAGUCCCAGAAGGCAGAUGAGCUCUCGCUGAACAACGGCGUCGUCGUGGAGGUGGUCAGGAAAUCUGACGAUGGCUGGUGGCUCAUCCGAUACAACGGCUGCACCGGCUACAUGCCCUCCAUGUGCCUCCAGCCCUACAAGAAUCCUCACCACAAGCUCCAGACCAUCAUAAACUGCAGGCUCAACAUCUCCACCCCGAACCUCUGCUCCUCUCUGACGGCUCUCCAGCGCCAGGGGGAGGCCAUGGGGCAGCCUGCGGUGCCCACGCGCCCCUCAGCCCACGAGAUCCUCCAGAAGUGCAGCACCAUCACCAAGCGAGCCGUCCAGCAGUCUUCCUCCCGGCCCACCAUCCAGGCUCUGCUCCCUCUUCCGAGUGUGCACUAA
Molecule: messenger RNA, 1105 nt
Organism: Tauraco erythrolophus (red-crested turaco)
Lineage: Eukaryota; Metazoa; Chordata; Aves; Musophagiformes; Musophagidae
Source: RefSeq, a predicted model, not a curated record